Anthonomus grandis grandis is the source of this 1474-nucleotide messenger RNA. RefSeq names its product trypsin-1-like. The coding region runs from base 274 to 1437 and encodes 387 amino acids. Gene Ontology annotation, molecular function: serine-type endopeptidase activity. Gene Ontology annotation, biological process: proteolysis. The record is from RefSeq and is a predicted model, not a curated record. NCBI's taxonomy places the organism in Eukaryota, Metazoa, Arthropoda, Insecta, Coleoptera, Curculionidae. The transcript has 7 exons.
AAGACAAAAACCCGCCGUGAUUAGUACCUUGCCGCCUAUUAACCCACUUUGGUGCGGCUUCUGUUUGGUUUCGUUGAUGAUGCUCGCAUCGGACCGGAAUCGGCCUUAUUAAUAACAGUUAGAUACUAAUAGAUCUUCGUUAUUAUAUUAUUUGCCGAUCUAUAGGAUACUUGAAGAAGCGCGAUUAAGACAAAGAGAUGUACUAGUAUAGUGGCUCUGACUUUGCCGGUUAAAUAUAAGAAAUACGGAUUUUAAAUAGAUUUUUGCAAUAAAAUGCGUAUAUUCUUCUGUGUGAUAUUAUCUUUAAGUGCCGUAUAUUGUGAACGACAUGAGGGUGAAGAUAGUUCACGUUCAUUAGGAAAUCGUGGAAAACUAAUAUUACCAAGACGCAAAGUUUUAUUUAAAAACAUCGACGAUAAGGGACAUUUUUAUAAAACUUAUGGAAAUCUUAUAAUAUCUACCCAAGAAGUCGCUAAAAAUAACUAUAGCAGUCCACAACCAGGAGAUGUAAUAACCGAAACUUCAAUAUCGAGUCCAAUAUUAACCCUUAACGACCCUACACGUAACAGCACCACGGGCAAGCAGAACAUAAUAGACUGGUUCCUAGGGGUUGUAGGUUUAAGACCCAAUGAAAAUGAAAGUUCCACGCCACCUAAUAAUUCUAAUCAGAAUCUAAAUUGUCCUAAAUGCACAUGUGGUAUAGCUUUAAAACACAAAAGGAUCAUAGGAGGUAUAGAAACGCUAGUAAACCAAUAUCCUUGGAUGGUAGCCCUUCAUUACAAUAACAGGUUUCUAUGCGGCGGUUCACUUAUCAACAACAAGUAUGUUUUGACAGCUGCUCACUGCGUCAACGGGUUUAGUAGAGAAAAAUUCUCAGCGGUUUUCCUAGACCACGACCGUACCAACGCCUAUGAAACUACCACUUUCACAAGAAAAGUAAAGCGGAUAAUCAGACACAGAUCUUACGGACAGGACGUUACUUUUAACAACGACAUUGCUUUGCUAGAGUUGGACAAUGAGGUGUCCCUUAGCGAUAUGACACGGCCUGUCUGUCUGCCUCCUACUGGCAAAAGUUUUACUGGGUAUAAUGCUAUUGCUGUCGGUUGGGGUGCAACGGCUCAACACGGGGCGUUAUCGCCAAAACUAAGAGAAGUUAAAGUACCCGUAAUGUCAAAUAUAGACUGCAGGCAAACUGGAUAUACAAGCAGGAUUACGGAUAAUAUGCUGUGUGCAGGCUUUCGGGAAGGAAAGAAAGAUUCUUGUCAGGGCGACAGUGGAGGGCCGCUACAUAUAAUUAAUGGAAUUUUUCAUGAAGUGAUUGGUAUUGUUUCUUGGGGAGAAGGUUGUGCCCAAGCAAAUUACCCAGGAGUUUAUACACGCGUGAACCGUUACAUCACUUGGAUCAAGUCGAAUACAAAAGAUGCUUGUUAUUGUUAAACUGAAACAUUAAAGUAUUAAAUAGUAUUUAGAAAUA